Molecule: messenger RNA, 2416 nt
Organism: Spodoptera exigua (beet armyworm)
Lineage: Eukaryota; Metazoa; Arthropoda; Insecta; Lepidoptera; Noctuidae
Source: the annotation of a GenBank genome assembly
UGAAUAUCAUUUUCUGGUGAAACCGCCACGAUGAAGUUCGUUGGUUUACUUGCAUUGCUACUGGUGUCUGCUGUGGCACUAGCAGAGGAAGAAGAAGUAGAGGAGGCACCUGAAUGUGAUCUUGAAGCUUGCAAGCUACCGAACUGCAGGUGUUCCGGCGUUGACAUUCCUGGAGGUUUGAGCCCUAGAGAUACUCCCCAGUUCGUCACCGUUACUUUCGACGACGGUGUCAAUGUGAACAACAUCAUUACCUACCGUAACAUUCUGUACAACCGUUUCAACUCCAACGGUUGCCCUGCUGGAGUCACUUUCUUCGUCAGCCAUGAGUACACCAAUUACGUCCUCAUCAACGAACUCUACAACCGCGGUUUUGAAAUCGCUCUUCAUUCCAUCAGCCAUCAAAUUCCUCAAACUUACUGGCGUGAUGCCACUUAUGAUGAUCUGAAGAAGGAAAUUGCCGACCAGAAGGUCCAAAUGUCUCACUUCGCUAACAUCCCAUCCAAUUCUAUUAAAGGUGUGCGACUUCCCUUCCUCCAAAUGGCUGGAGACAACAGCUUCCAAGUUAUGGCUGAUUAUGGUUUGGAGUAUGACUGCACCUGGCCUACCACUACCCAAACCAAUCCUGGACUCUGGCCUUACACUCUAGACUACAAAUCUAACCAAGACUGCGUUGUGCCACCCUGCCCAACCUCUUCCAUUCCUGGAGUCUGGGUUAAGCCUAUGGUUGCAUGGUCUGAUCUUCAAGGCGUAGCUUGUUCCAUGGUAGAUGCUUGCUUCUUCAUUCCCGACCGUGAAAAUGAAGAAGAAUGGUUCAAGUUCAUCAUGACCAACUUCGAGAGGCAUUACUUGGGCAACCGUGCUCCCUUCGGUUUCUACGUCCACGAAGCCUUCAUAUCUGCAUACCCCGCUGUACAGCGUGCCUUCGUUCGAUUCAUGGAUGUCGUGAACAACUUGCCUGACGCUUUCAUGGUGAACGCCCAUGAAGUCAUUGACUGGGUGAAGAAUCCUGUACCAAUUGAUGUGUACAAGAAACAAGGCUGUCGCAGAUUCACCCCCACCAACUGUAACAUCGCCAGCUGCUCCCCUCCUCCUGCUGCUCACAAUGGCGUGCAAUACUGGAUGCAACUCUGCAACGUUUGCCCACGUGUCUACCCAUGGCUGGGCAACCCUCUAGGCCAAAUGAGGGUGACUAUACUAGUUUCUGUAUUAUUUUUGGGGCUGGUGUCAGCUGAGUUACCAUUGGCUAAAGAAUGCAACGAAGAGUUGUGUAAGCUGCCUAACUGCAGAUGUUCGUCCACAGACAUUCCUGGUGGAUUACUUCCAAGAGACACUCCUCAGUUCAUUACACUUACCUUCGACGAUGGAGUCAACAUCAGAAAUAUAGAAACAUACAGAGAUAUUCUUUACAAUCGCACGGGUGCUAAUGGUUGUCCUAUUGGAACUACAUUUUACGUUAGCCAUGAAUACACUGAUUAUGCACUUGUUAAUGAACUGUAUAAUCAAGGAUAUGAAAUCGCCUUACACUCGAUCAGUCACAGAACUCCUACUGACUUUUGGGCAUCAGCCAGCUAUAAGGACAUAAAAGAAGAAAUUAUUGACCAAAAGGAUCUUAUUGCUCAUUUUGCCAACAUUCCUCGUGAAAGUAUAAGAGGCGUCCGUUUACCGUUCCUACAACUGGCUGGCAACACAAGCUACCAAGUAAUGGCUGAUCAUGGAUUAGAAUACGACUCUUCCUGGCCCACUAGUGCCUUAUUAAAUCCUGGUCUUUGGCCUUACACCCUAGACUAUGCCUCCAUUCAGGAUUGCCCCAUUCAUCCUUGCCCAAGUGCUUCUAUUCCAAAACCUUGGGUACAACCAAUGCUGUCGUUCAGAGACGAAUUUGGGUUCCCGUGUGCUAUGGCUGAUUCGUGCUUUUACACUCCACAGUUUGAUGAUGUAGACGCAUGGUAUAAGUUCUUCAUGAGAAACUUUGAGAGACAAUACCUAGGCAACCGUGCCCCUUUUGGUUUCUACAUACACGAAUGGUACCUUGUAGCUUACCCUGGAGUUAAAGCCGCUUACAUCAAAUUUCUUGAUACAGUCACAUCAUUGAACGACGUCUUUUUGGUAAACCAUGGCGAGGUUUUAGACUGGGUUAAAAAUCCAGUCCCUCUGAAUGAGUACAUGAAGAAACCCUGCAAGACUUGGACUCGGACCGGCUGUGAUCCAAAUCCUUGUCUUUGUGUAGCUGAACACAAUCAGAAUAUGUACUAUUUUAGUAUGUGCACCAAAUGUCCACGUGUAUACCCGUGGGUGGGCAACCCACUUGGAUUAUAACAAUUUUGAAAUAUAAUAACAUAAUUCCUUCGUUUGAGAAGACGUUUUAACCCGUCAGCGGAACAGCUCUAUAAGCUCAGGUGAUCAGAAUCAUGAAGAC